AUGGACCCACAGCUUGAUGAGCAGAACCUGAAGAUGAUUGAGUUCCCUGUACUGUGCAAGAAAGACCCAGAGGACUAUAAGAAACUUCAGAACAUUGUGAUGCUUCGAAAACGCCACCGUAGGAACAAAAUGCAAACAGAUGCUCAGGCUGAAGCUGUGAAUGUGGAGGAAUGUCCUGAAGCAGGCACAGAAGUCCGGACACCCUCUCACUCAAGCAUAACCCCAGUUAAGUGCAGCACAAGCAUAAGCGCUGGCAUGAGGACAAGCACAAGUUCUUCAUCUACAGAAUAUUCAUCAACAACACCAGUAUCAACCUCUACAUCUAGACAGGGGUAUGAGAUAGAUCCAAAAUAUAUGCUAGAGCCCCAAGACAGAGAAUUUGAAGUAGGUCCAGAGUUCCUCCUAAAUGACAGCCAAGACACAGAGGCCACUCCAGAACAAGGAGAAUGCACUGAAGAGGAUGUGAAGAAACCCUUGGUAGAGGCAAAGCUAUCCAAUCCUAAGGAACAUGUAAUUGAUGAAUAUUCUGCAUGUCAUGAUGCUUCUUCAGAUGAUGAUUUCUGUAUAAUAACAGAAGAUACUGAACACAAGAAAGACCCUAAGUUUCAAGAAGUCGUUGUGGGUCAAGAACAAGGACAUCAGAAGGUAUCUGAGGCUGCCCCAUCUUGUCCAACCACACCAUUACAAGCUGUGCACCCAGAAGCUAGCUUAAAUUCACUUUGCCCAGAAAAGCAUAGACUAACAACAGAUCUUUGUUACUUUGUGUACUUACAAAUGCAGCCAAAGAGAACAUAUCAAUACCAUCAUCCACUUUUUGGGGAAAAGUUUGCCCAACUCUGUGGCCCACGAGUGAAGAUGACAGAGGUCUAUGAUUUGAAUAUAAGUAGAUCCUUCUAUGGUGAACAACCUUCUUACCCAGAUAUUGAAGAGGAGCAUAGGGAACAAGAACAAUGUGAAUAUGAAUUCUCCCAGUGUACUGGAAUGCUUCGAAACUUAAAAUAUGAACGGCCUGGGCAGCAACAUACUGGGCAAGGACAAGGACCUCGUGUAUAUCAUCCAGGAGAACAGGUGGUGACUGUUAUAGAUGACAUGGGGUCACCCACCAUGGAAUUUUUUGGAAAUGACAAUUCUCAGCAUUCACGAAAUGAGACACAUAGACAUUGGGAGGAUCCUAUUGAUUGUGCCCCUCCACCUCUGCAUCAUUCAUCAAGAUCAUUCCAAGAAAUGACUGGAUCACAUCAAACAUUGGCAGCCUCAUUUCAAGCAUCAUUACUGUCAUGUCAAGCAUCAUUAGUGUCAUGUCCAGCAUCUUUACCAUCAUGUUCAGCAUCUGCACCAUCAUGUAUAGUACCUGUACCGAUACAUAAAGAAUCUGUACCAAUAUGUCAAGUUUCUGCACCAAUAAGUGUAGCAUAUGCACCAUUAAUCCAAGUGUAUGCAUCAACACGUCAACCAUCUGCACAGUUAUGUCAAGCAUUGGCAGCUUCACGUCAGGCAUCUGGACUGUUAUGUCAAACAUCUGUAGUGACACAUCAAGUAUCUGCACCUCGAUGUCAAUCAUUGGCAGUGUCACAUCAAGCAUCUGCACCAUCACGUCAAGCAUCAGUGGUGUCACAACAAGUAUUGGCAGAAUCAUAUCACCAAUCAGCAAUGUCACCUGUAGGUGAUUCUCAAUCAUCUGGAAACCUUGAUUUAAAAAUACAUGGCCUGGAAUCCUCAGAAAAUUUUAUGGAGCUUUAG
This is a messenger RNA of Arvicanthis niloticus (Nile rat), 1740 nucleotides long. Lineage: Eukaryota; Metazoa; Chordata; Mammalia; Rodentia; Muridae. The record is from RefSeq and is a predicted model, not a curated record.